AUGUCACACACCGCCCCGCCAACAAUCAUAUCCCUCAAAACCAACUUUUUGAGUGCUCAAACCCGCGCGUUGUCGAACCUGUUGCAUCCGUCCCGCGCCUGGCAGACGACAAACGAGGAGUUACCGGACAAGGCUGUGAAUGACGUGAUGGCGAAGCUGAAUAACAGGGUGCUGCAGCACUGCAAACGGGUGUAUGCGCCACAGGCGACGAGGCAUGUUGCUGAGCAGAUUGAGGCGCUUUAUAUCUCCUCUUCUUACAAAAGUCUGGAGUUGGAGGGGGAUGGGGGGGAGGGGGAAGGGGUGAGGGAGGGGGAGGAUUUAGGUACGUACCUAUAUAAAAACAAGAUGAUGAGGGAAAGGAGUGGGUGCUGA
Molecule: messenger RNA, 372 nt
Organism: Podospora pseudocomata
Lineage: Eukaryota; Fungi; Ascomycota; Sordariomycetes; Sordariales; Podosporaceae
Exons: 1
Coding region: 1-372 (123 amino acids)
Cellular component (GO): Mis6-Sim4 complex
Source: RefSeq, a predicted model, not a curated record